AACCUCGACCGAUCUGUCCGACUCCGAUCUCUCUCCGAGUCCACUCCAAGCCUUUUCCUCCGCCUUCUCGCCAUGGCGCCGCCCUGCCGCUCUCUACUCGCCCUCGCCGCUCUCCUACUUCUCUCUCUUUCCCUUGCCGCCGCCGCCUUCCAGUCCGACGAGCUCCUCCUCAACGACGACGACGAGUUCGAGGGCGUCGGCGCCCGCCCCUCCGUUCCCUCCCCGCCGGCGGCCCCGGCGAUCUCCUCCUCCCGCCGCAGAUCCGCGGACGCGCCGUUGCCCGGGGCAGGCGAGUCCAACGCAGUGCAGUUCACGCUCGAGCACGACCUUGGCGACGGCAAGGGCUUCGUCCCAGCUGGAACCUUCUCGGCCCGCCUCAAGACCUUCGCCCACGGCACGCAGACCCUCACUAAGCUUCGCUUUACAAGGAAUGAUUUAAAUGAGGAUGAUAAAGUGGCUUUCAAGAAACUGCUUCAGGAAGAUGGCUUUUAUACAAUUAGGCUGCCAUCUAAUGUGUUGGACACUACAAAGAAACAUAAUGUUGCUUCUUCAAUCAAAGCUAGAUGCAUUCCACGUGACAGUUUGGAUGAACACAUUGUUAUCCACAUGGAUGGUGUAAAUAUUUUGGCAGUCAAUUAUGGCUCUGUUGGUGGAUGCCAAUACCCUAGGCCAAUGAAAUUGCCAUCAAAAUGGACAUUCAGCUCUUACACUAUCCUGAAGACUGCUGAACAGGCACCAAGAACCCCAUCAUUUGCAGAUCAGUUAAUAGAAGCUGACAAUGGUCUUGGCGAAGUAAUGAAACCACCUGAGAAAUCUUUCUGGGCUAAAUAUUGGAUGUACAUCAUUCCGCUUGGUCUUAUUGUCAUGAAUGCUGUUACGGCAGCUGCCAAUAUACCAGAGGAAGCUGCAGGGCAGGGCCAACCUGGAGCACAACGGGCACCUGCUGCUGCUGCCGGGAGGAGAAGAUGAUGGCUGCCUCUAUGUUUUCCCAUACCACAGAUUCAGGGGUAAUGGUAGGAGAUUGAACCUGUCUGUACCUGGCCAGAAGAACUGGAGCUGUACUUACACGACUCAUACAAUAGUGCGCUGAUGGGCUCUUUCUUUCUUUUCCCUGGUUGUAUUGAGCUGCUCUGUUUAUAGCAGAAUCACCUUCAAUGGUGUGGUUAAACACAUUUGUUGUUGAGAAGCUGCAAUCAAUCUUUAACACAGUUCAAAUUGUAUGUUUUGAUAUUAAGUAGUUUGAUAUACGGAAUUUUUGUGCUGGAUGCAUAGUUAGAUCA
Messenger RNA from Sorghum bicolor (sorghum), 1280 nucleotides. RefSeq names its product ER membrane protein complex subunit 10. NCBI's taxonomy places the organism in Eukaryota, Viridiplantae, Streptophyta, Magnoliopsida, Poales, Poaceae. Bases 73 to 969 code for a protein of 298 amino acids. The record is from RefSeq and is a predicted model, not a curated record. The transcript has 9 exons.